Messenger RNA from Patiria miniata (bat star), 3127 nucleotides. RefSeq names its product mannan-binding lectin serine protease 1-like. Gene Ontology annotation, biological process: proteolysis; complement activation. The record is from RefSeq and is a predicted model, not a curated record. Lineage: Eukaryota; Metazoa; Echinodermata; Asteroidea; Valvatida; Asterinidae. Gene Ontology annotation, cellular component: extracellular region. The transcript is spliced from 10 exons. The coding region runs from base 259 to 2130 and encodes 623 amino acids. Gene Ontology annotation, molecular function: calcium ion binding; serine-type endopeptidase activity.
AAUUCCCCUUCUAGGCAAUAUUCCAUUGCUGCGGCAUUACUCUGUGUCCUUUGCUUUCCUGCUGAAUCUUGUGGCGAGACACUUCAGCUGAGCGCCCUCUACGGCCAGUUGGCGUCGCCCAGUUACCCGGAACCCUACGGCGACAAUGAGGACUUGGCCUGGAAUAUCAGCCUGCCUCAAGGCUACACCAUAGACUUGUACUUCAGUCUCUUCGAGUUGGAGCCCUCCAAAAACUGCGAGUAUGACUACGUUAAGGUGAUGAGUGACGGCAAGGAGCUGGCCACUUACUGCGGCAAUGAAAUAAACAUGGAAUUCCAGAUUCCACACAACGUUCACGUGAUGUCACCCAAUAACAACAUGUUAGUCAGGUUCCAUUCAGAUUUCUCCAACGAAGAGCCAUUUCGAGGAUUUCUGGCGCAUUACCGAGCCGAAGACAUUGAUGAAUGUGCAGUGGAGAACGGUGGCUGCCAGCAACUGUGCCACAAUUUCGUGUCUGGCUACUACUGCUCCUGCCGGAUGUACUACGAACUGCAACCAGACAAUCACAGAUGCACAGUGUCCUGCAGAGAUCUCUUGUACACCUACGAGUCAGAUGAAUUCCAGACACCAGACUACCCGCAAAAGUAUCCGAACGAUGCAGACUGCAAUUGGGUGGUUCGCGUGGAAAGCGGCUUCGUCAUCAACUUCGUCUUCCAAAGCUUCGCACUGGAGUCGCACCCAGAGGAGCACUGUCCGUACGACUAUGUCACGGUUCACUACGACGGCACUGACCUUGGUCCCUACUGCGGAGAGUCGCAAACUGAUUGGCCCCCUAACAUAGUAACGUCAGGCCACGAGGUAAACGUCACAUUCCACUCGGAUAAUUCGGAGCAAAGGACCGGUUUCCAUGUUAGGUACUACGUCACAGCCCGCCCUUGCCCGUCUCUCGCCGCUCCUGCCUACGGCUCAAUGAUAGGCAGUAAUUUCACCUUCAAGCAAUCCGUGACUUUCCUCUGUAAGGCGGGUUACUCUGUCAACGGAUCGUCUUCCAGAACAUGCCAAGGCAACGGCACCUGGUCUGGUACCCAACCUUUCUGCCAGAUCGUGACAUGUGACACCCCUCCGCCAAUCGGCAACGGCAGAAUCCUAUUCUAUUCAGGAAGCAAUUUCAGCUACACUAACUCUAUCGGCUACGAGUGCGAUCGCUUCUACGAGCUGCACGGUAUGAGCUUCAGGGAAUGUCAGGCCAACGCCACCUGGUCCUUCCCGAAUCCCACCUGCGUGCCUAUUUGCGGUGAGAGCUCGUUUGAUCCCCGGGAGCAUGAAUCGGAGACGCGCAUCGUGGGCGGUCGAGAGGCCGUACGGGGCUCCUGGCCCUGGCAGGCCCUGGUCAAGGUCUUCGCUCCCAACUACGACUUCUUGGAAGUAGAGAUCUGCGGUGGCUCACUGCUCAACGAGGAGUGGGUGCUGACCGCGGCUCACUGCGUGACGGGAGGGAAUAAGUACCGGCCCAGCUUCUUCGGGAACCUCGUGCCAACAGAUGCCGUGGAAGUGGGCCUGGGCAUCCACAAUCGUAAACAACACACACCGGAAACUUUGUAUACUUCGGUGCAGGAAAUCAUCAAAUAUUCCGAGUACGACGCAGGGAGCUGGGACUCGGAUGUAGCCUUGCUUCGCCUCAACCAGUCCGUCCAGCUUACCGACUACAUCCGCCCGAUCUGUCUGCCCGAGCAGAACCGGCGGCCUGGGUGGAAUGACGACUCAACGGUACGCAUCCGGAACGUAGCCGACGGGGAGGACGAAGGCGUUGUCAUCGGCUGGGGCCAGACGGGCCGGUAUCGAUCGACCUCAAAUGUGCUGCGUGAGGUGAACGUUGGCGUGAAUGUGCCUAGGGAUGAGUGUAACGAAGCCAUGAACAAGCGCAUCACACGGAACAUGGUGUGUGCUGGGCCCCGUGAAGGUGGAAGAGACGCAUGCUUCGGAGACAGUGGCGGGCCGCUGAUGUUGCGGCACGCUACCACCGGCCGCUACUUCCCGUACGGUAUGGUGUCCUGGGGCGAUGGCUGCGGAGAGGAGGGCAAGUUCGGCGUCUACGCGCGCAUCGAAAACUUUGUGAACUGGAUCAAAUCCGUCAUCGAGAUGGAACGUUAAUAGGCCAUUUAAGUACCUGUGAUUUACGUCUGUUUGUAAUCCCAAAAUGGCGGCGUGACAGCGCCCUCAAUUAAGCGCUGAAAAAUAGAUAUGGCCUAUUAACAAAAGAGGGCGAUGUAACGUCAGAUAUACAGAGGUGAAUCCUGGUCUAUUGACGUGUUUUUGCAUUUUGCUGUAGAUCAAAAAUUACUCUUUAAAGCUUCUAAAUUGCAUCAAUAACGUAUUAUCUUUCGAAUGUUUAUACCCAAAAAAUGGCAUCAUUACAUGCAGCGCUCUCUUUUGUUGAUAAUACUGCCUAUUCAUGCAAUGCAAAACAAAUUAUGUGACGUCAGACGGAAAUCUCUAUUGUGAAAGUCUUAACGUAGUGGAGAGUACAGCAUAGUGCAGUUGUCUGAUCAGAAUUGGCGGCAAUUUUAAAUGUCUGGUUCCUAUUAGAACCACCUCCCUUUUCUAAAGAUAAUAAUAACGCCAACUGAAGCAUCUACAAAAUUUUCUCUAGAAAAUAAUGUCUGAAUGGUCCCCUGCUUAGAUUUCGUAACAUUUUUCUAAGUAAGGUUAACUUAAAGUCCCAGACGUCAUUUUAUUUCUGACAAAUUAGAAUCUCGAAUAUGUUGUUGAGAGAAAAUUGGUAGUGUUUGUGAAUUGCGCCUUUAUUAUUUUACUUUGCUUCAUAAAUUUUAGUUGCUCGAUCGUUUACGUUGCUUGUAAAGUUGUAUGCACGUAAGAUGCUUAGCCGUUUCUGUGUCUGCUUCGAAAUUACAUGGUUAUAUUGGGUCUAUGUUUAGCUGCUUGCUUACUUGUAUGCUUCCUGCUUGCAUUAUAAGCGUAACUUGUAUGUUCUGCAGUAUUUGUCAUGAUCAAUAUCCGAUUUUUCUCCCAAAAGUCAUGGGUUAGCCCCCCAGAUAAUCAACGAUGAUGAAAUAAGCUCGAAUUUGAUGUGUGUCUCAAACACCUUGGAGAGUUGUGAGCAUUUUCUGAGUUUCGGAAGUGACUUAUG